UCCAGUCACCUAUUUAAUAAAUGCCCACGCGCUUAAUAUUCAUUUAACCGUCCAUGGUUGCAACUGUACGUCGAGGAGCCUGGAGCUUUGGAAAUAUAAGAAGAUCGGAGUAUUUUUCUGAACAAACCCCCUCUGAAUCGCGUCAGCACCAAGGGAACCUAGUAAAAGGACUCAUGGCAUCGGACGUGAAAGAAAGUGAAGUGUUGCAGGGUGUAAGUAAUACAAGUUUGAACAAUAGCGACUCAGACUGUGUCACACCCAGCAGGACUGAUGGGGAUUUGGGAAACAGACAGACAACUAGUCUCUCGUCUUCCGGAGAGUCGAGAAUGGAGAGUGACCAGGAUUUACAGGGUAGCUCAGCCUCAGCGUUGGAAAAUCGCGAAAAAUCUCGUCGAGAAAAUGUGACCAAAACAAGAAGGACAACGCCAGGAAAAGUGCAAAAACAGUCUGGAGGAGGAAGCUCUGCCCCGGUUAGCCUUCCCAAGCCGCAUUCACCGCCAGAAGCAUCAGGAAGCAGCUUGGAGCGGCAAGAGUCAGUCGCCACUACAGAAGCUCGUCUGAGAAUGGAAGGAGUUGAGCUGAAGGAAGAGUGGCAAGAUGAAGACUUCCCAAGGCCCCUCCCAGAGGAAGAGGAGCUUGAUGAGUUUUUUUCUGGAACCUCUGAAGAGAGAGACCCUGGUUAUGGAGAGGACCAAAGCAAGAAGGCCAAGAAAAAACUGUCUGCUCCAGACAUGAGUUUGACUCUGGACCGCAGCGAAGGUUCUCUUCUCUCUGAUGAGCUGGAGGAAAUUACAGAUCUGGACCUGGAUGACAUGGAGACGCCUUCAGACAACAGCAAUGAGUUUGAAUGGGAAGAUGAUCUUCCUAAACCAAAAACCACAGAAAUACUACAGAAAACUGUCGAUUCAGUCCAGGAAUAUUCAGCCACAGAGGAGCGGGAAGAAGGACGACGAUGGAGGAUUUUCCGUUUUGGAGAUCAAGAUCACAGAGUGGACAUGAAGGCCAUUGAACCUUACAAGAAAGUCAUCAGCCAUGGGGGUUAUUACGGAGACGGUUUGAAUGCCAUCAUUGUGUUUGCUGUUUGCUUCAUGCCUGAGAGCGGUCAACCAAACUACAGAUACAUCAUGGAUAAUUUAUUCAAGUAUGUCAUUGGCACACUGGAGCUGCUGGUUGCUGAGAAUUACAUGAUUGUGUAUUUGAAUGGGGCAACAUCUCGGAAAAAGAUGCCAGCUGUUGGCUGGCUCAGAAAGUGCUACCAGCAGAUCGAUCGCAGGUUGCGGAAAAAUCUAAAAUCGCUGAUAAUUGUCCACCCCUCCUGGUUCAUUCGUACCCUGCUGGCACUCACAAAACCCUUCAUAAGCUCCAAGUUUUCUCAGAAAGUCAAGUAUGUGUACAGCUUGAAAGACCUUGCUGAGCUUGUCCCUAUGGAGUACGUGGCCAUACCGGAAUGUAUCAAACAUAGAAACAAAAUGCAGGAGAGGGUAUAAGCUGCUAAAUCUUCAGCAGUUGCUUGAAGAUGGAUGGGGAUACCCUCUGCACAAAUAAUGGUUGUCCUGGCAACAGAUUGUCCCACCUGAGCUGAGUCUUUACAGCUCCUCUAGUGCUACCAUGAGCCUCUUGGCCGCUUCUCUCAAUAUUGCUCUCCUUCUCCACAACUUUCUCCCUGACUUGUCUGAUGUGUUCGUUGAUCUUCAUGAUGCUGCUUGAUAACCACUAUAAAAUAAUCCAGCUGUAUUUAUACUGAGAUCAAAGUAGAUAAGACUGGUUCCGUUUCUGGUAAGUCCACUUGUGAAGGCAGGAAGGAUUUUAUUUGGCGUAAUACACAUGCAGAGCCAACCUUCGACUUUAUUUGUAAAAGAAAAUUAUGGAUUGUUUCCUUUCACUUAGAGCAACACAAAGUUGUAAUUUUUUAUCACAUAAAACUCAACAAAGUUUGUAUCAUUGAAUGGAAAAAAAAGUGGAAGAAGGCAGCUGCCAAUACAAAGUGUUGAAUUGCAUUUUGUUUGCUCGCUACUCAACCAGACACAUCAGCAUGUUCUAGUCGCUCAAAGGCGAUCUCCUACUGCUUCCAAAGUGUUGAAUUUCAGUUUCUUUUUGCUACACUGUUACAUUCCUCUUUGUAGUUAUUACUCACUUUUACAUUCUCCUCAGACUUGUAGAGUAAGACUGUCUACUUCAUUUUUUAAAUAUGUUGUAAGAUGUUAAAAAAAAAGAUGGCGCUAAGCUAUGAUUAAAAGCACUUUUAGCCUGCACCGUCGGUACACAG
Messenger RNA from Poecilia latipinna (sailfin molly), 2266 nucleotides. It is a transcript of the gene bnip2, whose product is annotated as BCL2 interacting protein 2. The record is from RefSeq and is a predicted model, not a curated record. Lineage: Eukaryota; Metazoa; Chordata; Actinopteri; Cyprinodontiformes; Poeciliidae. Gene Ontology annotation, cellular component: cytoplasm. The transcript has 11 exons. Gene Ontology annotation, biological process: apoptotic process. The coding region runs from base 54 to 1487 and encodes 477 amino acids.